Messenger RNA from Aricia agestis (brown argus), 2434 nucleotides. RefSeq names its product zinc finger protein 728-like. Gene Ontology annotation, molecular function: RNA polymerase II transcription regulatory region sequence-specific DNA binding; zinc ion binding; DNA-binding transcription factor activity, RNA polymerase II-specific. Gene Ontology annotation, cellular component: nucleus. The transcript is spliced from 11 exons. NCBI's taxonomy places the organism in Eukaryota, Metazoa, Arthropoda, Insecta, Lepidoptera, Lycaenidae. Gene Ontology annotation, biological process: regulation of transcription by RNA polymerase II. The record is from RefSeq and is a predicted model, not a curated record. Bases 142 to 1620 code for a protein of 492 amino acids.
GUUAUUUUUAUUUGUUUUGUAUCAUAAAUAUAUUUUUCUAAGAUCUUUUAUAAAGUGAUUAAAAUAAUUGAACUCAGUGAUUCAUAAGCAUCCUACUGCUGUACAAGUGAAUCAUCUAACCCACUGUUUAUAAAAGUAAACAUGACUGUUUAUCUAACAAAAUCUAUGUUAGGAAGACUUAAUAAAGUGGAAUACUCGAAUGCUAGCUUUAAAUAUGAACCGCAAGCAGAAGAUGACCAUUGGCAAAAGCUUAGCUUGGACAGCAAUAUAGCAUACCGUCUAUCAAACGAUAUGAUCUGCAGAAUAUGUGCUAAAGGUGGAUGUACACCUUUAACUUACAAAAUCUAUGAUAAUGAUAUUAUGGGCGCAAUAAGGAGUAUAACAAACAUCACGAUUAGUCCUGAAGAUGCACUUCCAAAAUAUAUAUGUUCAGAAUGCUUAGAAUCCCUAAAAGAAGCUAUUAAAUUUAAAAUAAACUGUGAAUUAAGUGAUAAAAGGUUUAGAGAGCUUCUUAAUCCUUCAGGUUACCCCACACACACUUCUUAUCCUUAUUCAAAACAUGAUUUUCAAUUAAUAUUACAAAAAAUAAAUGCAAAAAGGUUAGAAAAGCAGAGGAAAGCUGAUGAGCUAAGAAAGAAAAUGGAAAGGGGACAACAAAGGAAAGAUGCAAAGACUAGGGAAUUUAAGUGCACUUUCUGUGACAUCAUAUUUCCAGACAAGGCAAAGUUGUCAGCUCAUAAGCGCGAGAAAAACUGCAUGCGGCGCGCGUGCGACGUGUGCGGGCAGCUCGUCCGCAGCAUCGCGCAGCACAUGCGUCACACGCACAAACAGGAUAUGCUGCAUCGCUGUCCCACCUGCGGGAAGGAGUUCCCGGUAAUCGCGAGGCUGAAGAGUCACAUGCUAGUCCACACGAACACAUUCAACUUCUUCUGCGACCUGUGUCCAUACAAGUGUAAGCACAAGUACUACCUGGUGAUGCACAUGCGCACACACACCGGCGAGAAGCCGUACAAGUGCCCGCACUGCCCCUCCACAUUCGUCAACCCCUCAAACCUCAAUAAACACAAGCUCACACACCAGGAGAAGCAGUUCAAGUGCAUGGUGUGCGCGAAGUCAUUCCGCACGGGCGCGGCGCUGCGCGACCACCACGACGCCGCGCACAUGAACAUCAAGCACACCUGCGCCGCCUGCGGACGGGACUUCUGCUACAAAUCAGACCUGCGCAAGCACGAGAUCCGCAACCACAACCGCAGCAAGCGCGACUACAUCGGCGGUGAACCGACAUACAAGCAGCUCGAGCGCCUGCAGAAACAGAUGUCCGACAACUGGCAAAACCAGGAGGUGUUGAUAACGCAGCCGCACCAGCUGGCGCAGGUGUACGUGGACGACAGCAAGAGCUACGUGCAGUUGACGCAGGCGCAGGCGCAGCCUGUCUACUUCACCGACGUCAACAUGGCGCAGCCGCAACAGCCGCACGACCUAGCUCAACCACAUCCAAUUAUGCACAUGACUCUGGCUGAUUUGCUGGCAAAGAAGGAUGACAGACUGUUCAGUUCGGUAUGUACCGAGCAGCGGCGGCCGACCGAGGAGCAGCAACCCAUUGAAAAUUUCUUUAAUUAAAUCAAUGAGCAUUAAAAUGUUUGAUUAGAUGCCUCGACUCAAAAACAUUUUAAUGUUCACCUAAGGAAUAUAAAGUUUAUAUAUUUUCUGGCAAAGACUAUCUUAUGUAAAUAACUGCCAUAACUACUUAGGUUUACCUAAGUUCCGAAUUGUAUAAUUUAUGAAUUAUUUCAGCUGUAUACUAGAAACGCCCGGCGCGAUAAACAGUCAAUAAUUGACGCUUUAAUGUAUGAAGGCAGCCUUAUAGUACUUAAAUGAAUUAUUGUUAUGGAAUGCAGGCUUACAAGGAUAUAUUUGGGAACAAAAAGGAUAGGGGGGCAGCCCCCUCCCCUGCUCGUACCUCGCUACGCCCAUGCACUCCAAACAUCCUUGUAUUAGCGCUAAAAUGUAUAUAUUGUAUGAUGUACCAGUAUAUUAUGAUUUGGUAUUUUAGGAACAAAAUAAAUCGUUAGGCUGUAUGCAACUGAAUUUAGAGAUUUUAUAUCAGUUUCAGGUAUAAUGUGAGCAUGUAUGAUUAGAGAAAUUAUUUAUAGAAAUGGAGCUAUGUUACUUGGUCAGGACUCAGGUUAUAUCAGGUCGAUAUUGGUCGUAAUCUGAUAUUAGUUGGGCUUGAAAAAACACGAUCAAAAUACGUAACCCACCUAUGAAUUUUUUAACAUAAUUUGCUAUAAUUUGUAUAUUUUCUAUUGAUUUCAUAAAGUAUUUUAGAGAUAUGAAAAUAACAAUCUCUUGUCAGUUGUCUGUUGUCACGAGAAAUUGUGGACGAACAUAAUAUUUAUUAACUUUAUAAUACACUUUUUUAUAUUUCGUAAGC